AUGGGAUGGAGCAGAUCCCUCCGGCUCCUGCUGCUGCUCCUGGUCCAUGGCCCCGGAGCCCUCUCACUCCUGCAGUACCGGUAUGAGUGCCGGGAGCACCGGAUGCAGCUGGAAGCACAUCCCGGCCGCGGCCGCAGCGCUCGCUUCAGGGUCCUGGAUGAGUCUGGGACCCCCUUUGACGUCGCCAACUGCUCCAUCUGCCUCCAUUGGCUCCACAGCAGAGCCGACGGUGCCAUCGUCUUCUCCUCCGGCUACGAGGGCUGCCAUGUGCUGGUGAAGGGGGACCGCUACGUCCUGCGGGUGCAGCUGGAGGAGACACUGCCCAAUGGGGUCCCGGUCACCUCCUAUGGGGUGAACAUGACCUGUCCUAAACCCGCUGGUGAUGAGCAUCCCUUUGGUGGCCAUGGCAACGGCAUCCGCCAGAGCCAGGCUGGGGUCCUGGUCCCCCUGUCCCAGCCUGGCCUCCUGCACCACAUAUCCCAAUCCUCCAUCAGCAUCCCAGGAUCCCGGCUCACAUCCCAAGUGCAUCCGGAGCCGGUGCCCCCCCCGGCACGGGCAGAGCCUCAGGACCAGAUGGGAAUGGGGCAUCCUGGGCUCCAGACCCACAGCCAACCUGCUCUGGUGCAUCCUGGUGCUCCGGAUCCAGCAGGAGCUGGGGGGCAGAGCCAGAGACAGACGGGAAUGGUGCGACCUGGGGCUCAGCAUCAACCGGGUCUUCUUCAGCCACUGAUUCAGACCCACAACCAACCUGGGGUGAUGCAAUCUAUGGGUCAGAAUCCAUCAGGUCAUGUCCGUCCUGGGGUUCAGACCCACAACCAACCUGGGCUGAUGCAUUCUAUGGGUCAGAACCAACAGGGUCACAUCCGUCCUGGGGUUCAGACCCACAACCAGCCCGGGCUAAUGCAUUCUAUGGGGCAGAACCAACAGGGUCACGUCCGUCCUGGGGUUCAGACCCACAACCAACCUGGGGUAAUGCAUUCUAUAGGUCAGAACCAACAGGGUCACAUCCGUCCUGCGGUUCAGACCCACAACCAACCUGGGCUGAUGCAUUCUAUGGGUCAGAAUCCAUCAGGUCAUGUCCGUCCUGGGGUUCAGACCCACAAUCAACCCGGACUGAUGCAUUCUAUGGGUCAGAAUCAACAGGGUCACAUCCGUCCUGGGGUUCAGACCCACAACCAACCUGGGCUGAUGCAUUCUAUGGGUCAAAAUCAACAGGGUCAUGUGCGUCCUGGGGUUCAGACCCAUAACCAACCUGGAGUAAUUCAUUCUAUGGGUCAGAAUCAACCAGGUCACAUCCGUCCUGGGGUUCAGACCCAAACCCAUGCAGUUCUGGUGCACCCGGGGGCUCAGGCUCAAGCAGGAGCCCCCCAUGCAGUGCUUGCACCCCAAAACCAGCCCGGUUUGGUGCAUGGCACCAGUGGCUUCAUGCACACCAGUGCUCAGACCCACACAGGCUUCCUGCGUCCAGCAGCUCACCCCCCAACCCACCCCAACCCUCAGCCCCAUUCCCAAGGCAGCCAUGUCCAUCCCGGGAUGCUCCAUCCCAGCCAUUCCCGACCGGGAAUGACCCAUCCCGGGCUUCAAUCCCGGCCGGGUUUGCUGCGUCCUGGUCUCCAUGCUCAGCCCCAUCCAGGUUUGGGGCGCCCAGGACUGCAGCCCCAAGCCCAGCCUGGAUUGAUGAGGCCUGGGCUCCAGUCCCAGCCCAGUCUGCUGCAAUCCACAGCCCUCUUCUACCCAUCAGCAGGGGCAGGCACCCCACUGAGCCGGGAGCAGUGCCAGGUGGCUGUGGGGAGGAUGCCGUGUGUGGCACCGCAGGGCAGGGAUGCAUGUCUGCAGGCAGGAUGCUGCUAUGAUGACAUGGACCGGACUGUGCCCUGUUACUAUGGCAACACCGCCACAGUUCAGUGCCUGCUGGAGGGUCAGUUCGUGCUGGUGGUGCCGCGGGGGCUCAGCACCCAGCCCUACAACCUGGACAGUGUGCGCCUGGCCAGCAGCCAGCCUGGCUGUGAGCCCCUGCGCGUCACCGAGGCCUUCGUCAUGUUCCGCUUCGCUGUCACACAGUGCGGGACCACGGCGCAGGUGAUCGAGGACCAGCUCAUCUAUGAGAACCAGCUCAUCUCCACCAUCGAUGUGCAGGGGUCCCCCCGGGGCUCCAUCACACGGGACAGCAUCUACAUCCUCCAAGCCCGCUGCAUCUACAACGCCAGUGAUCUCCUGCCCCUCCGCAUGGAAGUUGCCAUCCCCACCACUGCGGCCGCCGUGGCCAGGCCGGGCCCAUUGGGGCUCCAGUUGCGCAUCGCCACUGAUGAGAGCUACAGCUCCUACCACCCCGAUGGUGACUUCCCCCUGGUGAAGGUGCUGCGGGACCCCAUCUACGUGGAGGUCCGGCUCCUGCACAAGACAGACCCCAACCUGGUGCUGGUGCUGCACCAGUGCUGGGCAGCCCCCAGCACCGAGCCCACGGCACAGCCCCAGUGGCCCAUUCUGGUGGAUGGGUGCCCCUUUGUAGGGGAUAACUAUAGGACGCAGCUCGUGCCGGUCGGACCAGCAUCCCCACAGCUCCCAUUCCCCAGCCAUUACCAGCGCUUCAUCAUCUCCACCUUCACCUUUGUGGAGCCCCCAUCCAUGGCAGUGCUGGAGGGAGAGGUGUUCAUCUCCUGCAGUGCCUCCGUCUGCCAUCUGGCCCAGCCUGAGCCCUGCCGCCCCUCCUGCCACCUUGGGGUGCCCUCACGUGCACGGCGGUCACCAAGGGGCAGGAGAACAGGAGCCAUGGGCACGGUCAGCUCCCAGGGCAGCAUCACCUUCCCUAUGGGGACCAGGCUGCAGCGAGGCAGGGGAUGA
Molecule: messenger RNA, 2841 nt
Organism: Melopsittacus undulatus (budgerigar)
Lineage: Eukaryota; Metazoa; Chordata; Aves; Psittaciformes; Psittaculidae
Gene: ZP1
Product: zona pellucida glycoprotein 1
Exons: 11
Coding region: 1-2841 (946 amino acids)
Biological process (GO): prevention of polyspermy; binding of sperm to zona pellucida
Cellular component (GO): egg coat
Molecular function (GO): acrosin binding; structural constituent of egg coat
Source: RefSeq, a predicted model, not a curated record